GCUGCCGGAGGAGUCACACACACACACACACACACACACACACAUAGGCAAGGAGCGAGGGAGAGAGAGGAGCUGAGCUGCUGAACAGACGCUGGGUCAGAGCGCUCAGUUGCUGCAGACAAUCACAGCAGAGAAAGACAGGAAAAGACUGAGAACAGCGCACAGACAGAGAGAGAGACUGAGAGAAAACAGAGAGGCAGGGGAGGGAGGUAAAUAUGUGACAGGAUGUGGUUUCCCUGAGCUUGCAGAACAUCAGUGCACAGGCAUAGUUUGAGCAUGACCUAAACACACCGAGCGCACAAGUGUGUUUGAGCUCCGUUAGGUGGAGAAGAAGCAGAGAGGGGAAGCAAACCUCUGGAAACACCAACACCAACACUGCUGCUGCUGCUGCUGAGUGUGAAGAACCUGGUUCCUCUGCUGCCUGCAGGAGAAGAAGAGGAUUGUGUUUCUUUCUUUUCUUAUUUUUCUCUUUUUUUUUUCUAACAAACACAAACAGCGGCGCCACCUCCACGGUAACCCUCGCUCAGCUCAACCUUCAAACCUCCAUCCUCUUCCUUCCCCUAGAAUGCGCUUCACAGCUGGAAGCUCAGCUCCAGCUGCGUCCGAGCUGUGAACAACUUCUCCGCCGUGUCGUGAAAACAAGGAUCUGUGCUCAGAGUUACUGACAAACCGCGGAGCCAUGGGCUGCGGGCUACGGAAGAUGAAACCGAUGUCGGAGGAGAACAGCCCGGGGAAGAUUUACUCCACCCUGAAGAGGCCGCAGGUGGAGACUAAAGUGGGCGUGGCCUACACUUACCGCUACCUGGAUUUCCUGAUCGGCAAAGACGGUGGGACGUCCACACUGCGUCUCUCGUCGGUGCGAGAGCUGCCGUGUCAGCUGCAGGAACUUUACCAGCAGGGGUUUGUUCUGGCGUCCGUUCACCCGUUCAUCCAUCCGUGUGGUCCAGAAUCCAACAGCCCACCACACCAGCUCUACCGGGCCAUACUGGUCCGACUCAACGAUGGGGUGGAAAGGAGCCAGCCACUCGGCCCGGUGUACAAACUGCAGCUGGAAGAGUGUCUGUCUGCCGGGCAGGUGCCCACCCCGGAGCUCAUCCAGGGCUACGUCAAGAAGCAGAUCCAGGACGCUGCCGACCAGGGCGUGAAGUUUGUGGGAUUCGUCCAGGAACCCUACGGGGCCCCAUGUACCACAAUCAGAGAACCAGACACACCGUCCCUGUCACUGCACUCCAGCCCCAGCUCGCUGCUCGGGUCCCUGGGCACCCGCAGCCCCUCCAACCCCUCCAGCCCCACCAGGAACCACGCGGAACCUGGAGCCGAGGCCGAGGACAUGGUGGACAAGGAAGGCGACGAGGGAGAGGGAGCGUCGAGUGGGGGGAAGAACCAGAGUGAGAACACGGAGGGAGCAGUGGAGGUCAGUCAGGACGAGGUGUCGUCCGCCACGUCUCCAAUAUCAGACUUAGACCUGGAGCUGAGGGAGGACAGCUCGCCAUGUCACAAUAACAACAAAGACGGCGCCGGGGAGACCAAGGAGAGGCCAAGAUACCGGCAGCGGAGAGGCGACGGAGUGGAACUGCUCGCCCUCUACAACCACCCGCCCGUCAGAGAGGGCCAGGCCAAGUACUACACCGUCAAGGUGCCGCUGCGAGUUCAGAACUGCGACGACGGCGUCAAAGGCGUGGAGGCCAACUGGCUGGAUCACAUGACCCAGCACUUCAACAACGGAGCCUCGCUGGUGGACGGAUACUUCUACCUGGGCAACGUCAACGAUUUGCUACCAAAGUCGGUCGAAAGUGUCUUCAUCUUCCAGGAGGCGAGUGAUGGCGAGCAGAAUGUGACCACGUCAACGUACGACGCCAUUGUUGUGGAGCAGUGGACUAUCAUUGAUGGUCUGCAGGUGAAGGCUGAUUAUGUUCCCCUGCUUCAGUCGCUCGCUACAUAUGGAUGGAGACUCACCUGUGUGCUGCCCACGCCCAUCAUCAAGACCAACAGUGACGGAAGUCUGUCCACCAAACAGAUCGUUUUCCUGCAAAGACCCGUGUUGGGCCGAAAGAAGAGGGAAUCCAAGAAACUGAUCUUCAAGCCCCGAAGCAAGUCCAACAAGAACUGCAUCAAAGACACAGACAAGAACAAGAAGAAGAAGAAAGCAAAGAGUGAAAAGGAUGCCGAAGAUGCGAAUAUUCUCAAUGAAAGAGAAAGGGAUGAGAAAGAGGAAGAUAAGAGUCGAGAGGAAAGGGAUGAGGCAACGUACGGCGAUGCGGCGAAGGAAUGCGACUCGAGGUUUGAGGAAGAUGGAAAGAUGGAUGACGGGGUUGAAAUCAGCGUAGAGACUGUUGAAAAGAAAGAUGGUGGAACGGAAGCAACAGACAAAGGAGAAGAAGACGGCACAAAAGAAGAAGAAGAAGAAGAAGUAACAUUGGCUGGAGAAGGGUCAAAAGAGAAUGGAGGGCCUUUAGAAAACAAAGAAGGUCAGGAAGUGGCAGCAAGUGUCGCAGCUGUGGAAACAGUGAACAAGACCAAAGAAAAAGCGGACGUGGUUGAGGCUGUGAUCGAGAACGGAGUGGAGGCAGACGAAGAGACAGAUGACGCUGACGUGAAGGCGAUCAAAGACAUGACAGAAGAACCGUCCGGCAUGGACAUCGUCACCAAGGAGAUUAUGGCCGAAUCGCAGGCUGCCCCGACCAAUCAAAGCCCAGAGGAAACUCAAGAGUAGCUUCAAGUCAAGGCCCCCCCCCCCCCCAACCCUACCUCCAACAAGAACUGGUUCACAGUGUUUUUCCCUGAUCCAAAUUACCGGGGGAUUUAAUCCCCAUCGCUGCAGCAUUGUCCAAACCUGAUGUCCCUCGAAAACCUGCCACAGUGUGUAGCGACAGAAUCGUUCUGUGUUUACCUGCAAACAUCAGUGCUACUGUAUAACCACGCAUACUGAAUGUAUAUAUCCAAAAAAAACAAAAACCACGUGAUGUUCAGUGUGGACUCUCACUGGAACGACUGCUAAAGUAAACGCUAGCAUGUUAGCAGUUAGCUCCGCAGAUACAGAGUAGUUAACCAACUCGCCGCGCAAAAACCUGCUACGUCGCCAUGCCUCUCAAAUCGCAAAACUUCUUAAAGGUCCAGUGUAAAAGAAUUAGUGCCAUCUAAUUAUGUUUAAACUACAGAUGUAGUU
This is a messenger RNA of Solea solea (common sole), 3166 nucleotides long. RefSeq names its product raftlin-like. The record is from RefSeq and is a predicted model, not a curated record. The transcript has 10 exons. NCBI's taxonomy places the organism in Eukaryota, Metazoa, Chordata, Actinopteri, Pleuronectiformes, Soleidae. Bases 680 to 2713 code for a protein of 677 amino acids.